Messenger RNA from Strigops habroptila (Kakapo), 3363 nucleotides. It is a transcript of the gene GCLM, whose product is annotated as glutamate-cysteine ligase modifier subunit. The transcript has 7 exons. The record is from RefSeq and is a predicted model, not a curated record. Gene Ontology annotation, molecular function: glutamate-cysteine ligase catalytic subunit binding; enzyme regulator activity. Gene Ontology annotation, cellular component: glutamate-cysteine ligase complex. Lineage: Eukaryota; Metazoa; Chordata; Aves; Psittaciformes; Psittacidae. Bases 533 to 1348 code for a protein of 271 amino acids. Gene Ontology annotation, biological process: glutathione biosynthetic process.
GCCGUGAGGGGGAGCCGUGAGGCGGGGCGGAGCGGGGCGGCCGUGAGGUGGGGCCAUGCGGCGGGGCGCGGUGGGGCCGUGCGGAGGGGCGGUGCGGCGGGGCUGCGAGGCGGGGCCGUGUAACAGAGCCGUGAGGAGGGACCGUGCGGCGGGGGGGGGCGGCUGGGCGGUGCAGCGCGGCCGUGCGGCGGGGCCGUGAGGCGGGGCGCGGUGGGACCGUGCGGCGGGGCCGUGUGGCAGAGACGUGUGCCGGGGCGCUGCGGCGCGGCGGGGCGGUGUGGUGAGGCGAGGCGGGGCGGGGCGGAGCGGAGGGGCGGUGCGGCGAGGCGGGGCGGUGCGGCGAGGCGGGGCGCUGUGCCAGGCUGUAUCGCUGCUUCCCGCACUGGGCCCGCCCCGCCGCCCAUUGUGCUCGUGCCAUGUGACCGGGGCCGGUUACAAAGCAUCCCGCCGCCGGUAUUUGUGCUGAGUCACGGCGCGGCCCUGCCCGGUGCCGCGGAGCGCGGUCGCCGCUGUGGCUGUGCCCGGCUUCCCGAUGGGGACGGACGGCGCUCGCGUCCUGCUGGAGCGGGCGGGCACCCUCACGCUGCAGACCGGCAACCUCCUCAACUGGGGCUGCCUGCGCAAGAAGUGCCCGGCCACCCCCGGCGAGGAGGUGCGGGACUGCAUUCAGAAAACACUGACUGAAUGGAGCUCAAAGGUUGGACAAGACCUAAAUCAGGAAAUACUGGAGGUUCUGGAAUGUACUGUAGCUCAAGCUAUAGAAAAAAUAAAUCCUGAAGAAAGGGAUGAGUUGAAAGUAUCAGCAAAACUCUUCAUCGUUGGAUCAAACUCUUCAUCAAUCAGAAAUGCAGUUGACCUGGCUUGUUCUGCCCUCGGCGUCGCUCAGUUGGACUCGGUCAUUAUUGCCCCACCUCCUGUUGAAGAUGGAACUAGCUUCUCCUUGGAGUAUUUGCAGCCUUAUUGGCAAGAACUUGAAAAUUUAGUUCAAAACAACAAGAUUGUUGCCAUAGGUACCUCUGACCUAGAUAAAACACUGUUAGAACAGCUGUAUCUCUGGGCACAGGUAAAGCCGAGUAGUAAUCAGGUGAACCUAGCUUCCUGUUGUGUGAUGCCACCUGAUCUCACAGCAUUUGCAAAACAGUUUGACAUACAGCUGUUAACUCACAAUGACCCGAAAGAAUUACUUUGUGAAGCGAGUUUCCAAGAAGUUCUUCAGGAAAGCAUCCAGGACACGAAAGCACAUGAGUGGAUUCCUUUAUGGCUUCUCCGGUAUUCAGUCAUUGUUAAAAGCAGAGGAAUUAUCAAGUCCAAAGGCUAUAUCAUGCAAGCUAAAAGAAAUUCCUUUUAAAACACUUUUUUUUUUUUUUUUUUUUCUUUAAUGGCUUUCUGUUUUCAUUUCUUGGGGAUGGGGGAAACAUUGCUUUUUUCAUAGAAACACUUUUACAGCAUUUGUAACAAAGACCAAAAGUUGUAAUUACUCGGUGUGUUGUCAGCAGGAGUGUCUACAGUGCUCUAACACGAUUUUUCUUACUUAACCUAUUGACCAGUUAAUUUAAAAGAUGAAAUAUUUGGGGGUGGUUUGAAUUAUCGAUAGAGAAACAGUUUAAGAUAUGUUUCUUUUUAUGACCAGUUCACUGUAAAAUUAUCAUUAUAUUGUAGCUGCCAUUGGGUGGUAGAGAGAAACUUAUAUAUUUUUAUUUAAAAAGAAUGAAUUUCUCUUAAAUAAGAGUUCCUCACCUGGGAGGCACAUAGAUUUCAAGCAUUCACGGACUGCUUUUUAUAGAAAAUGGUAAUCUUUUAUGAAAAAUUACCCAGAAAAAUGCAAUGGUAUCUCAUUACUUGGUAUGUAUAUAUAGGCAAGUCAGCUGUUUAAUUUGGGUGGUGGGAAAAUUGGUUUAUUUUUAAUAUAGUGUAAAAGACCUUUAUGCUUUAGAAAAAAAUGCAUCUUCCCAGUUACUUUGACUGUUACCUGAAUUCCCUCUGGCUGCUCUGUGUCUCAGUGUGCUUUGGUUAGUGUUUGCACACGUGUGAUGGGAUCUUUGCUGUUUCAAAUAGAACAUGUAUCAUUGUGUGAAUGUUUCAAAUAAGCGUUGAAAACAAGUGAUGACAAAACCUAUUAAUCAAAAGCUGAAUUGUGCCUGUCUUCUCACCAUGGCUUCUGUGUUUGACACUUGUGAACUCCACAAUCGGAAUGGGCCAAGUCAGAACAGCAAAUGCUGAAGCUGCUCACAAUAGGAUUGGUAAAUGACUUCUUUUGAGGAUGCCCAGGAAACUUUAUCGCUAGAGUGCCAUUCAGGAAUGAUGCAAGCAAGGGUUAGCUUGAAGUUAGGUAUAUAUCUGUGGCAGUAGCUUAGCAAACUGGCUUUUGAAUCCUAGAGAUUGCUGCAGCUAAGGCAAGGCCUCUGGUUUAACGUAGUCUUUCCAUUGGAAACGCCUUUUUAUUUCCUUGGCCUUUGAAUCAGAAUAGGUAGCAAAAGCUCAACUUGUAGUUCAGCAGGAGCUUGAUGCUGAGUGUCUAAAAUACUGAUUUUCCUUUUGAUUUCAGGCAGGAGCAGGACCAUACAAGUCGUACUCAUUAACUUAGUUCUGUAUAUUCUGAGACUUGGGCUCUAAAGGGAAUGAAUUUUCACCACCAUCUUUCAAAUUGUCAUGUAGGCAGCUAGUGGCAUUUGAAUGCCUGUAGGUAGUGUUUAGAGUGUCAGCUUCCUAUAAUCCAUUCCACUAAGUUAAUCUUAAUUAAUAAGAUUAAUAUUUUUCAAGAUACCUUUUGAGUCCUAAAUAGCUGGAGGUGGCAAAUACUGGGAAAUUCCCCUGGACUUCUUCAGUUCUUAUGAUCAAUGAGAGAGAUGGGGAACUGGGACUAGUAAUGCAUCAAUAAAAGUUUGGCUUGGGGUGGUGGUUGUUUUAAUCCUCAUCAAAAUGUGCUCUUUUUUAAAUGUUGGGUUCCUUUGCAUCAAUUACAUUUAAACUACUCUGCCGGCUUUGAGUUGUGUGCUGCUGCCGCUGACCACUACCUGUACCUUCUGUCUCCAUUUGCCCGCUGAUGUUCUAUAUUGUAUUGCUCACAUGUGUGCUCAGUUUUAUGAAUGGAGAUGCUACAAAACAAGAAUUGCGCUCAAAUGUGCAGGCUGCACUAAUGGGGUAAUUAUUUAUUUCCUGUUUGUAACCUGCUGACAGUUUGCUUGUGUAGAAAAGCCUCCUGUGAGACAUGGUAAUUUUAAGAGAUGAUUUUUUUUGAGAGUUGCUGACAGCGUAACAUUUUAUCAGGUUAUUUCAUUAACUCGUUUUGCAUCAAAGAGAUGGGAUUUCCUUCCGUAACUUGAAAGUUUGAAUUAAAAGUUGGAAUUCUUGUAGGCUUUUAAA